AGGACACCGCUUGCCGCCGCCGGCGCCGCCGCCUUCCUUCGCCUAGCCAGGGAGAGGGGGCCGGCUGCUCAAGGUAAAGCAUGGCUGCCAAGUGGCCAACCAGAUGCCUGUAGGAAGCCCAGAAACAAGACCUGAGUGCCACAGCACUCUUACCUUCUGCAGUUUCCAACAACUGAUAUUCAGAAGAAUACCGUCUCCGACUGUGGAGGAAGAGCAUAACCAUCAUGUCUUUCAUGCCACCUACCAUGCUGUUCAUAAGAGUCCCCCAAGCCUCUGGAGCAGAUUUAGAGGGCACAGGGAGGCUGCAGAACGAACAGGGGAGCUGGAUAAAUUGCCUCCUCCACUCUGCUAACAGAAGUCUUCACUGGAUCAGAAACCUUCUGUCGGUGGAGACCACAACUGAGUAAAACUCACCGGAACUCCUCUAGGGUUAUUCUUAAUAAGAUAAUGAAGAUUAUUCAGUCUUAAUUGGUGAUCUAUUGACUGCACCAUGUAUAUUGCUUGCAAGGUGGCUCUAACCAAGAGAGCUGAUCCAACUGAGUUGAAAACAAUAUUUUUGAAGUAUGCAAGUGUUGAGAAAAAUGGUGAAUUUUAUAUGUCUCCCAGCGACUUUGUCACACGGUUCCUGAAGAUAACAGGAGAUGGGGUGCCCAAUCCCAAAACAGUCCAGUUGCUGGGAAGUGUGGUGGAUCAGACUAAAGAUGGGCUGAUAUCCUUUCAAGAAUUUGUAGCAUUUGAAUCUGUCCUCUGUGCUCCAGAUGCAUUGUUCAUGGUGGCAUUUCAACUUUUUGACAAAACUGGCAAAGGAGAAGUUACUUUUGAGGAUGUUAAGGAGGUUUUUGGCCAGACCACAAUUCACCAGCAUAUUCCCUUUAACUGGGAUUCAGAAUUUGUGCACCUGCAUUUUGGAAAAGAUAGGAAAAGGCGCCUAAAUUACGCAGAGUUCACUCAGUUCUUACUGGAAAUUCAGUUGGAACAUGCAAAACAAGCAUUUGUACAGCGAGAUAAUGCCCAAGCUGGAAGAGUUACUGCCAUUGACUUUAGAGAUAUUAUGGUCACAAUCCGGCCUCACAUGUUGACACCUUUUGUGGAAGAAUGUCUAGUAGCUGCUGCUGGAGGAACCACUUCUCAUCAAGUCAGUUUUUCCUAUUUUAAUGGAUUUAAUACCCUUCUUAAUAACAUGGAACUCAUUAGAAAAAUCUAUAGUACUUUGGCUGGACAUAGAAAAGAUGUGGAAGUUACUAAAGAGGAGUUUGUUCUGGCAGCUCAGAAAUUUGGCCAGGUUACACCCAUGGAAGUUGACAUCUUGUUUCAGUUAGCAGAUUUAUAUGAGCCACGGGGGCGCAUGACGAUGGCUGACAUUGAAAGAAUUGCUCCUUUGGAGGAGAGCACAUUGCCCUACAACUUGGCUGAGGCUCAAAGACAGGUGAGGAGGCAGCAAGCUCCAAGUGAUGUGUCUCGUCCUAUUCUCAUCCAGAUCGCAGAAUCUGCAUACAGGUUUGCCCUUGGUUCAGUUGCUGGAGCUGUUGGAGCCACUGCAGUGUAUCCAAUCGAUCUUGUGAAAACCCGGAUGCAGAACCAGCGCUCCACUGGGUCAUUUGUCGGGGAGCUGAUGUACAAGAACAGCUUUGAUUGUUUUAAGAAAGUGCUACGUUAUGAAGGAUUCUUUGGGCUCUACAGAGGUCUUUUGCCACAAUUAUUGGGAGUAGCCCCAGAAAAGGCCAUAAAACUUACUGUAAACGAUUUUGUGAGAGACAAAUUUAUGAUGAAGGAUGGUUCUGUUCCUUUCACAGCAGAAAUUCUUGCUGGUAGCUGUGCUGGAGGAUCUCAAGUGAUUUUCACCAACCCACUAGAAAUUGUCAAGAUUCGCUUGCAAGUGGCUGGAGAGAUCACGACUGGUCCACGAGUUAGUGCCCUUACUGUACUCCGGGACCUGGGAUUUUUUGGGCUCUACAAGGGAGCCAAGGCAUGUUUUCUUCGCGACAUCCCCUUCUCUGCCAUUUACUUCCCCUGUUACGCACACACAAAAUCGGCUUUUGCAAGUGAAGAUGGGCAGGUGGGCCCUGGAUCUUUGCUUCUAGCUGGAGCAAUAGCUGGAAUGCCUGCAGCUUCUUUAGUGACCCCUGCAGAUGUGAUCAAGACAAGGUUACAGGUGGCAGCCCGUGCAGGACAAACAACGUACAGCGGUGUCAUUGACUGUUUUGGGAAGAUCCUACGAGAGGAAGGUCCGAGGGCAUUUUGGAAAGGAGCUGCAGCUCGUGUGUUUCGCUCCUCUCCUCAGUUUGGGGUAACCCUGGUGACUUACGAGCUUCUGCAGAGAUGGUUCUAUGUUGACUUUGGAGGAGUGAAACCGGCAGGAUCGGAACCCAUUCUGAAAACAAGAAUCACCCUACCUGCACCGAACCCUGACCAUGUUGGGGGCUACAAGCUGGCCGUUGCCACGUUUGCAGGGAUUGAAAAUAAAUUUGGACUUUACUUACCUCGGUUUAGGUCCUCACCACCUACCUCACAGGCAGCAUCUGUUUGACCCUAAGGCAGUGGCAUCCUUUUACCAAGCAUUGAGGAAAGAGCCAUGUGUCUGAUCAGUCUUAAUGUUUCAUUCUUUUAGCUUCUUGAUCUCAACCCAGCAUCAUCUACUCUGCAAGUCUUUCCCACCCAUGCCUCUCCCCCACUUUUAAGUGUAAAUCAUUGGUCUUUGUGCUUCCUCAGAUCACUGUGAAAUUUUGCUAGAGUAGUCUUAUUGGUUUGGGUCCACAAAUGUAUUUUUAAUUUUACUUGCACAUACCUGGGAUUGUGAAUGUAGUUGGGCUGGUUGGGUAAAGGCAUUCAUCCACAAUUCAUUUUUUCCACCUUGGGGAGGGUAUUGUGGUGGCCAUACCAGGAGGUGUGGGGCUAUUAAAAUAUGAUCAGCUAGCAUUCAAAUAAGGGCUGUUCUGCCAGCGUGGCUGCAUGUUGGAUAUUCAACAGAAAUCAUGGAGCUCAAUGCCGAGUGGUUUAGAUUGUGUGUGUAAGAAGUGUUACACAUUCACUUUGCAUCUGUACCAUAGGAUUCAGAAGAUGUAAGUACGAGGAGUACCUGACGCUGCCAAGUGUGACUACAUUUUACAUAUGUACAACACGCACAAGUUGCAUUCCUGGAUUGUAUUAAGAGGCUUUUUGUGGGGGAACAUGUUUUUCUAACUUAAACCACACCGACAAAUGUUUAGCCAUUAUAUUCUGUCCCUGGUGUCAGAAUGCUGGGGGCGGGGAGGAACGGGGAGACAAAUGUAGUUUUCCAUAGUUUCUGCACUUUAUGGAAGAACAUCUUAUUACAUGAACUGAAAUUUCAGUACCACGAGGCAUGAGCCAUCCAGAGGUGUAGCUGUACAUUCUUCGUCCUUUUCAGUGCUAUUUUGCUAGGGGCUCCUGCGCAACGUGAAUGGUGGAGGCUGUGCCCAAGGGGGCUGGAUCCAGCCCUGCUGUUAUUUGGAUUCUUGUUUAGUGUUAAUGCACUUAGAGUAACCUGCUGCUUGUUGAAAUAAAUGCAAUAGAAAAAUCCAUGCACUGUAUCAAUGGUAUCUGCCUUAACUGCCAGCUUGUAAUUGGAAAAUAUUUGUGUGAAAAUUCUUACAAUUUUGUUGAAUUAAAAAGGAGAUUUUUUAAAAUAACAAU
Molecule: messenger RNA, 3651 nt
Organism: Rhineura floridana
Lineage: Eukaryota; Metazoa; Chordata; Lepidosauria; Squamata; Rhineuridae
Gene: SLC25A13
Product: solute carrier family 25 member 13
Exons: 20
Coding region: 491-2527 (678 amino acids)
Biological process (GO): aspartate transmembrane transport; malate-aspartate shuttle; L-glutamate transmembrane transport
Molecular function (GO): L-glutamate transmembrane transporter activity; calcium ion binding; L-aspartate transmembrane transporter activity
Source: RefSeq, a predicted model, not a curated record